Molecule: messenger RNA, 2150 nt
Organism: Jatropha curcas
Lineage: Eukaryota; Viridiplantae; Streptophyta; Magnoliopsida; Malpighiales; Euphorbiaceae
Source: RefSeq, a predicted model, not a curated record
AGAGGAAAAUUUUCAAAUAUUCUGACCGGUGAACUUGUAGAAUCCCAUAAAUAUUUGAUAAAGACUGAUUUUCAGAGGGUGAGCUUGUACAUUGCACGACGUGAAUGGCUUCUUUAACAAUUCUAUUGUCCUGUUCUUAUCUUCUCCUACGACUAGUUUCUCUAGCCAAUGCUCAGCCAGACUUCUUGUUCCCGUUCUGUAACAAUGGAAGAGGUAAUUAUACAACUAACAGCCUCUACAAAAGAAACCUCGACAAUCUCCUGUCAUCCCUCGCUUCCAACACCGAAAUUGACAAUGGAUUUUACAAUCUCUCUGUCGGCGAAGCCCCGGACCAAGUAAGUGCUAUUGGGCUCUGUAGAGGAGAUGUGGGGCUUGAAGACUGUCGAGGUUGUAUAAGCAACGCUACUAGUAAGAUCUUACAGAUUUGUCCAAACCAGAAGGAAGCUUUUGGAGUAUAUGAUUUCUGUACUCUGCGAUACUCCAACAGAUCCAUAUUUGGUGUGAUGGAAGGAUCACCCGUUUUCCGUAUCUGGAAUACAAACAAUGCUUCGGAUGUGAACCGUUUCACUCAGGCACUGCAAACGUUGUUGAGUAGACUUCGGAGCGAGACAGCGUCAGGGAACUCAACUCGAAAGUUUGCAAUAGGAAAUGAAAACGCAGGAUUUGAAAAUGUAUUUGGACUAACGGAAUGCAGUCCUGACUUAUCUAGCCAGGAGUGCGAUGAUUGCCUGGCUCAGGCUAUUCGGGACAUUCCUGGAUGCUGUGCUGGAAGUUUAGGAGCACAAAUAAUUAAACCCAGUUGCAACGUCAGGUUUGACAAUAGGUUCUUUUACCAACUUCCAUCACCAUCAUCACCGGCUGUACCUCUUCCUCCACCAUCAGAAGGAAAGAAGAGCAACAAAGCACGAACAGUCAUUAUCAUCGUAGUUCCAACUGUCAGUGUUGUGGUAUUAUUAGCCAUCAUCAUCUUCUGCAUCUUUUUCAGGACGCGGAGGAAGCCAAAUGAAAAAGCUGAAACUGUAGAUGACAUUGAAACUGCAGAAUCUUUGCAGUUGGACUUUGAAACUGUUAAAGCUGCAACAAAUAACUUCUCUGAUGAAAAUAAGCUCGGGCAAGGUGGAUUUGGUGCUGUUUACAAGGGUACAUUAUAUAACGGUCAAACAAUAGCAGUGAAGAGACUGUCUAAAGAUUCAGGACAAGGAGAUCUAGAAUUUAAAAAUGAAGUCCUUUUGGUGGCUAAGCUUCAGCACAGAAAUUUAGUUAGGCUUCUCGGUUUCUGCUUGGAAGGCAAUGAAAGGCUUCUUAUCUAUGAGUUUGUCCCAAACACUAGCCUUGACCAUUUCUUAUUUGAUCGAACAAAGCGUGAAGAAUUAGAUUGGGAAACACGUUACAAGAUUAUUUGUGGCAUAGCUCGAGGACUUGUUUACCUUCACGAGGACUCUCGGCUUCGAAUCAUUCAUCGUGACAUGAAAGCCAGCAAUAUUCUAUUAGACGCUGACAUGAAUCCAAAAAUCUCAGAUUUUGGCAUGGCAAGGUUGUUUGUAAUGGAUCAAACUCAAGGCAACACAAGCAGAAUUGUCGGAACCUAUGGCUAUAUGGCUCCAGAGUAUGCAAUGCACGGGCAAUUUUCAGUCAAAUCAGACGUAUUUAGCUUCGGUGUUCUAAUUUUGGAGAUUUUGAGUGGUCAAAGAAAUAAUGGUUUCCGCAAUGGAGAGAACAUAGAGGAUCUUUUGAGCUAUGCAUGGAGAAAUUUUAGGGAAGGCACAUCUAUGAAUCUUAUAGACCCAACUUUGAGGAGUGGUUCAAGAACUGAAAUGAUGAGAUGUGUCCAUAUUGGAUUACUAUGUGUUCAGGAAAAUGUAGUUGAUAGGCCAAACAUGGCUUUAGUUGUUCUUAUGCUAAAUAGCUAUUCAACUACUUUACCUUUACCUUUAGAGCCUGCAUUUUUUAUGCACAGCAGCGCUCAUUCAGAUGUGUCUUCUUCAGCAAGCUACUAUUCAAAAAUGACAGAAUCCUCGCAUUCGAAAAUUGAAACUCUUCCAUUGUCUAAAAAUGACUCAUCAGCUAUUACGAAUUUAUAUCCUCUGUAGGAAAUUAUUUUUGAAAACAAAUUUUGGUUGUUGUAUUUAUAUUGAUUAUUUCAAAUAUUU